CUCGACGUCGGACUUUCUUUCACUUUUCUUACGUUUACGUUCUCCUUCACGACUGAACGACACGAUGGACGGUCCUACAGCGGCACCGCCGAUAAAUGAGGCCAUCCAGCAAGCGAACAAGUACAUGCGCAUUGCCCAGAUGUAUCUCGACCGGACAGCGCCGAAAUGGGUCGAACGGUGGCUGGCUACGGGCGUCUUGCUCGCCCUGUUCAUGGUUAGGAUCCUUGUAGCGCAAGGGUGGUAUAUUGUGUGCUAUGCUCUCUUCAUUUACCUUCUCAAUCUCUUUCUUGCUUUCCUUCAACCAAAAUUCGACCCCUCCAUCGAACAAGACGCGAUGGAGACCUCCGUUGAAGAGGGCGGCGAGGAGGGGUUGCCAACAAGCGCGAAGGACGACGAGUUCCGUCCGUUUAUUAGGAGGCUUCCAGAGUGGAAAUUCUGGAUCGCAGCAACUCGCGCUACGCUUAUCGCCCUCGGAUGCACGAUUACGAGAGUGUUUGACGUGCCUGUGUACUGGCCUAUCCUCGUCGUCUACUUCUUCAUACUCUUCACCAUCACGAUGCGUAGGCAGAUCCGGCAUAUGAUCAAGUACAAAUACGUGCCAUUCGAUCUCUCGAAAACGAAGUACGGCAGCAGUCGCAGGUGAACUCCUUCCUCAGCCUCAAGCUAGAGCGUGCCAACCUCUUUCCCUCCAUAGAAUUUGAUUCUCUCCUAUUGCGCAACCUUGCAGACGUAACGAAGGACAGGUGCUUUAUUCCUGACGUACACUUUUCGCCUCUUGCUCCGAUUUGGCAUCCUUUCCUGUUGGGC
Dacryopinax primogenitus is the source of this 807-nucleotide messenger RNA. Its product is annotated as retrieval of early ER protein Rer1. Gene Ontology annotation, cellular component: Golgi membrane. Gene Ontology annotation, biological process: protein retention in ER lumen; retrograde vesicle-mediated transport, Golgi to endoplasmic reticulum. Bases 65 to 643 code for a protein of 192 amino acids. The transcript has 6 exons. The record is from RefSeq and is a predicted model, not a curated record. Lineage: Eukaryota; Fungi; Basidiomycota; Dacrymycetes; Dacrymycetales; Dacrymycetaceae.